Messenger RNA from Wallemia ichthyophaga EXF-994, 1791 nucleotides. RefSeq lists its product as uncharacterized. Gene Ontology annotation, cellular component: spliceosomal complex; cytoplasm. The transcript has 6 exons. Bases 1 to 1791 code for a protein of 596 amino acids. The record is from RefSeq and is a predicted model, not a curated record. Gene Ontology annotation, molecular function: protein binding. Gene Ontology annotation, biological process: mRNA cis splicing, via spliceosome. Lineage: Eukaryota; Fungi; Basidiomycota; Wallemiomycetes; Wallemiales; Wallemiaceae.
AUGUCUUCUUUCAAGAGAGAUAGAUACGAUGACGAUAACUCUCAUCAAUCCAAGCGUGAAAGGAAGCAAGAAGAAUCACGGAGAAUGGCUACAGCUUCCACUUUCUCCGGCUCAGAUAACCCUUUCAACGAUUCAGAUCUAAACUCUAAAUUUCAGUGGCAGAAGAAAUCUGAGAAAGAUAGGAAAUCUGGUAUCACUGCAGAUCAAGCAGCUGAGAGAGAUGAGCAGCGCAGAGCUGAAACGAGGGAAGAGCUUCACAAACUCAAUAUGAGAAGACAACAACGUGAAUUGGAUAAGAUGGAGAAAGAGGCAGAGCAGUCUAAAGCGCAACGACUAAAUGACUCUGCUCAAACCCAAGAAUGGCUCAAUAAAGAAGAUGAUUUCAUGCUUGAACAGAAGCGUAUGCGUGCUGUUAUGAGAAUCAAGGGCCACAGGGCUCAGCCAAUUGACUACCUCUGCUUGAAUUUGAAGUUUGCACAUCCUGAUACCACCCACACCCGUGAUGACGACCAAGAAGUUGAAACUGGUCUUGAAGUCCAUCUCGAUGAACCCUAUCGUAUCUUGGAAAAUAUCAAUUUCGACCAAGCUAAAGCGCUUCAUGCUGAUAUUUGCGAAUUCCUUGACCUUGAGACAGCUGAACAAAACAAAGAAUUUUGGAACUGCAUGCUAGCCGUUUGUGAAAACAAGUUGGAAAGAAUAGUGAGAACAAUGAGCGAGCCACACGCAAUAGACGAAGACGCAGAGGAACAGAUAGAGAUGAUACUCCAAGGAAAGAGCCUCUACCAGCUCUCACAACUGCAACAAUCUAUUCAGGUCAAGCUACAAUCUGAUGCAGCAAUCGAUAUGGAGUACUGGGAGGAUCUUCUCAAAAGUUUACUCGUGCACAAAGCCAAAGCCAAGUUGAAUGACAUGCACAAACUCGUGCUCAACAAUCGACUUACUCAAUUACGCGAAAAGCAGCAGCUCGAAGCAGAAAGAAUGCAGUCUGAAUUAACCAAAUCGAUGAAAGACGAUAUGGAUCAGGCACCUAAGUCCAAACAGCCAGAAGAGACGCCUAAGACAGAAGCAAUCAAACCUGACGAAUAUGAUCCCUGUAUGUCUCCUAAACCAACACAUAAAAAGCAACUGCCGUAUGAAGAUCGACAGAUGCCGAUGGUACUGGAAGAAGACGAUAAGAAGAAUUUGAUGAAACACAGGCGUGAAUUGAUAAACUCGACUUUCAUAGCCAGAUCAGAACUGCCUCAGAAGCAGGUAGCACCCCGAGCAGAUGAUGUCGGUGCCUCGGUGACAGAUAUGGAGCUAGAGAAUUGGUUCAGGAUGCAGGAUUUACAAACACCUCACAACUUCAACGACGAGUUCGACAACGACUAUAUCUUCACAGAAGUCCAAGAGGCCGCCAAAGUGACUUACACGUGGGAUGACCUGAACAGGCCGCGCAAACCGAGAUACUUCAAUAGAGUGCAUACAGGUUAUGAGUGGAACAAAUACAACCAAACACACUACGAUCAAGACAACCCACCUCCGAAAGUUGUUCAAGGAUACAAGUUCAACAUCUUCUACCCGGAUCUCAUAGACAAAACCAAGACACCGACUUACAAAGUCAUUAAAAACAAAGAUAAUCCUGACAUAUCUACGGUAAUGUUCAUAGCAGGACCUCCAUAUGAAGACAUUGCAUUCACGAUUGUCAACAAAGAGUGGGAACACUCGCAUAAACGAGGAUUCAGAUCGUCGUACGACAGAGGAGUGAUGCAACUUUACUUCAACUUCAAGAAGAUUUUCUAUCGCAAAUAA